AUGACUAACAUCUACGGGUCUAGAAAGGUCUCACUCUACGGCAAGGCCAACAUCGCCAACACGCUCAUCCUCUCCAAGCUGUGGCAUGUUAUCCGAGUUGUGUCGCUCCCUCAAGAGGUUUUGAAAAAGAUCAAGUCCACCAUUUACCAAUUUGUGAUGUCCGGUUUGUUCCCAUCGCUCAAGGCAGACUCAUUCUUUCUACCUCGUGAUCAAGGCGGGUUAGGCCUGAUCGACAUUGGAGCACAACAAAAGUCGUUACAGUUUCGAUACCUACGAGUCUUGCUACUCGGUAACCAUGGUCGCCUACCUGGCUUCACAUAUCAACUGCUCACUCACGCACUUCGUCUCACAAACGACGUCGCUCAUCAUGCCCUGCCUCUCUUGUUUCCAUCUGCUCGCUACAAGAAUACGCUGAAUGGUCUUUAUCCAUUUCUAUCGAUGUUCAAUGCCAUGGACAUCUGCAGCCUUCACAGAGACUGGGAUAGACACCCAACAAUCACUACCAUCAUGAGUCUCCCCCCCAAAAUCGCCGAUCCACAACUUAUCUACAACUCAAUUAUGCACUUCAAACUGAAGCAUUAUUAUAUCUACAAUUAUGACUUACACAUCACCAUAUAUGACCUCUUUGCCACCAUUAUGCGUACUAUCUGGAGACACCAUUACCAACAGUUUUACAACCUCAUCCCUUUUAAUGCCAUCCAAGUCUGUCGCCACAUCCGCACAGAACUGUUAAGAUUGUCAAAUCUUAGGCAACUCUCCCAUUAG
This is a messenger RNA of Mucor velutinosus, 765 nucleotides long. RefSeq lists its product as uncharacterized. Lineage: Eukaryota; Fungi; Mucoromycota; Mucoromycetes; Mucorales; Mucoraceae. The record is from RefSeq and is a predicted model, not a curated record. The transcript has a single exon. Bases 1 to 765 code for a protein of 254 amino acids.